UUUCCUCCGACCCCCACCCGAUCAACUAUUAGCGUACGCUUGUAAAGUAUGCAGUAACCUCGUCAAUUACGCCGAUUGUCUCCUCGCAGUGCUAGUAUUUUUCCAUAUCGCUGCCAUCCACGGUUGCUGUGUACGUUACCGCGUCUCCAACCGCUGGUGUCAAGUGCUGCGGCAGCUGCGCAGUCCCCGACCGACCCGGCGUAACCUCAAGCCACAGCUUCCGUAAAACCUACAGCCUACACCUACGACACAGCUCAACAUCUCGCGUCGGCAGCCCGACGGAAGCGCGUGGGACUAUUGCAACUCGGACAGCCUCCGUGUUCGCCGCUCAGACGCGUCUCGCCUUGGAGAUCUUGCGACUCUACUUGAUACCGACACGCGACACGUGUUCCUCGCCGGCUGCGACACCAAUAUGGCUGAACCGGGUGUACGCAAGCGAAAAUUCAGAAAGACAUUUAAGCCCGCCGGCGAUGAGGCCCAGGCCACAAAUGCUACCGCACAAACAAGUAGCGAUGCUGCUAUGCUGAAGACGGUGUUCUUGGUGAUACUGCUCACGGCCGGUAUUUGGCUAUACAAAAAUUACGACUACAGGUCGUUCUUCCGAUGGCGCAAGCAACAGGCUGCGUGGGAUUUUGACGAGGAGAGCAGGAGGGAGGUCAAAUUUACCGCCGACGUACCGAAGCGAGAUGCGAUACUCGCGGCUUUCAAGCAUGCGUGGUCGGCGUACGAGAGGGAUGCUAUGGGCGACGAUGAGUACCAUCCCAUCGGCAAGUCCGGGACCAACCUCACUGAAGCGGGUGGCAUCGGCUAUACCGUUGUUGAUUCGAUUGACACGAUGCUCAUCAUGGGCCUCGACGACGAGUACGCCCGAGCGCGGCAAUGGGUGGCGGAGGAUUUGUCGUUCGAGCGAGAUGGCAGCUUCAACACGUUCGAGACAACUAUCCGCGUGCUUGGAGGCCUGCUCUCGGCAUAUCACCUUACGGGUGACACGAUGUACCUCGAGCGCGCUACUGAUCUUGCUGACCGUAUCACGCCGGUCUUCAGUACGCCGACUGGUCUCCCUCAUUCUAUGGUGAAUCUGGCGCAUCGGAAAGGCGUCCCGGAUAAGGAUAAUAGAGGACUGGUCAGCACUGCUGAGGUGUCUACGCUGCAAUUAGAGUUCAAGUAUCUCAGCUACUUGACCGAUGAAUCGGAAUAUUGGAAAAAGGUGGAGAAGGUGAUGGAAGUCUUGAAGAAUGCGCGUAUCGCCACCGGUUUGGCAUCAAUUUUCGUGAAUCCAAAUGAUGGGAAGUUCGCCAUAGGACCUAUUCGCCUUGGUUCAAGGGGAGAUUCAUACUAUGAAUAUUUGCUAAAGCAGUACAUUCAAACGGGCAGCACAGAGCUGGUAUACCGCCAGAUGUACGAUGACGCGAUGCUUGCAGUGCACACGCACCUGAUGAGAAAAAGCGAGAGGGAGGGACUGACUUACACAGCAGAGAUUCUUCCCGAGCGCGACCGCGAAGGUAGAAUUACAUGGCGCAUGGUGCCGAAGCAGGACCACCUCGUGUGUUUCUUCGGUGGCUCGUUGAUGCUGGGGGCAACUGUCACGGGCGCAACGACGCAGCCGGUGUCGAUCCCGCCGCGCACGGAGGAGCUCACUGCGCAGGGCAAGCGGGACUGGCUAUCUGGCAUUGAGCUUAUCAAGACUUGCAUGGCGACGCAUGAGACGGCUACAGGCCUGUCGCCGGAGAUUGUGCAUUUCAGGGUACCCGGAGACGGUAUCGAGAGCAAGCAUGAUUGGUAUAUCAAAGGGGCAAGGCCGGGGCACACUCCUUACGAUGCCCGCUAUAUCCUCCGCCCGGAAACCGUUGAGUCGCUCUUCAUCGCUUACCGUCUCACGGGCCACCCGCAGUACCGCGAAUGGGGCUGGAACAUCUUCCAAGCGAUUGAGAAGUACUGCAAGGUCGAAUCGGGUGGGUACGCGAGCGUGCUGAAUGUGGACGAGGUGCCUGUCCAGUUGGAAGAUAAAAUGGAGACCUUCUUGAUGAGUGAGACACUAAAGUAUCUAUAUCUGCUCUUCUCGGACGACACCAUCUUGCCACUAUCCGAUUAUGUGUUCAAUACGGAGGCACAUCCUUUCCCGAUCUUUCACCCCACCCUGCGCACAGGCUUCUUCUGAUCAAUCCCUGAACGACACAUGUAGCAUGGAACGCACUGUACGAUCUAUAAAAGAUAUUAUGAUACCUCGUUGGUUGCGUUGUGCUGCAGUCGACAACUCUCUCUCGGGCCGGUAUCGGUGGG
This is a messenger RNA of Laetiporus sulphureus 93-53, 2280 nucleotides long. RefSeq names its product glycoside hydrolase family 47 protein. Gene Ontology annotation, cellular component: endoplasmic reticulum; membrane. The record is from RefSeq and is a predicted model, not a curated record. Gene Ontology annotation, biological process: N-glycan processing; carbohydrate metabolic process. The transcript has 18 exons. Bases 413 to 2158 code for a protein of 581 amino acids. Gene Ontology annotation, molecular function: mannosyl-oligosaccharide 1,2-alpha-mannosidase activity; calcium ion binding. Lineage: Eukaryota; Fungi; Basidiomycota; Agaricomycetes; Polyporales; Laetiporaceae.